Molecule: messenger RNA, 470 nt
Organism: Symbiodinium necroappetens
Lineage: Eukaryota; Dinophyceae; Suessiales; Symbiodiniaceae
Source: the annotation of a GenBank genome assembly
GCGCCGAAAAGGCACAGGCCGCGAGCGCUCGGGCCGCCGUGCGAUUCGGUGCCGCAGGCGACGAGGCCAUUGAGAGCGACGACUCCCCAUUGGACAGUGCCAUGCGCGCGAUACGCCGAGCGAGGGCUUUUGGCGGUGCAGAACUUGCACAAGCAGCCAGUGCUCGUGCAGCUGCGCGACUAGGUGUGAGCAACGAGGCCGUCGAUGAAUCAGACGAGGACUCGCCAAUGGGUAGUACACUGCGUGCUGUGCGACGUGCACGGGCGUUCGGCGGCGUCGGUGCGGAGGCACAGCCAGUCGCUGCACAGUCUGAGCCGUGUGGCACACUCGGCGAGGACGAGGCAGGUGACAUGUCGCCGCUGGACACAGCGAUGCGCGCCAUACGGCGUGCUCGGGCUUUCGGUGGUCCCGAAGCAGCCUCCGGAGCCAUUGCGCAUGCUGAGCAGCUGCUUCAGGGAGUCGCUGCCUGA